CUAAGGCUCGAUGCAUUCCGGCGAGGAAUCGAAUACUUUUUUUUUACUCGAUUCCGAAUCGGUUUGCAGGAGUCGGGAUUCAGCGGAAGAAGAAACAACAAAAACAAUAACCACGUGUUUUAGCAGCUCAUUCAAACACAGAGCUAGCUUGCAAAAAAACCCAAACCAAAACAAUAAUUAUAGGUAAUAUUUAGUAAUACCAGUUGUUUAUUAGCCGAGUAUCUGCUAUGGAAGGAGAAAACACGUUUAAACAGUGGAAGAAACAGUGUUUAAACAAGCUGGACUUGAGUAAAAAGGGCAAUAUAGAUGAGGACAUCAACACUCUGGUCUCAUUUCUCAAUAAUUCUGACAAUUAUUUUACCACGAGUUCAUGUUCUGGGAGAAUCAUCCUGAUCGAUGGGGUUUCAGACUGUGUGGAUGUGCAGAAACAGAACUGUUCCUGGUUAUUUGUCACACAUAACACGUGUACCAAAGACGACGUGAUUGCUGGUUUGGAGAAAUCUUCUGGAGACGCCGUGUUUAAGUUUGAACCCUGUGUUCUUCAUGUGCAAUGCAAACGGCUCGAGGACGCACAACUCCUGCACUCUGUGGCUAUAAACUCAGGCUUCAGGAACUCUGGAGUGACCAUGGGAAAGAAAGGCAAAAUCAUUAUGGCUGUACGCAGUACCCACUGUCUCGAAGUUCCUCUCAGCCACAAAGGGAAGGUCCUGGUUUCAGACGAAUAUAUAGCGUUUAUCGUCAGAGUCGCCAAUAAUAAAAUGGACCAAAACCUAAAGAGAAUUGAAAGGUUUUCUGACUGUCUGAGAUCUGCACUGGAGUCAGAGGAGGAGAAAAGGUGCGUAAAGGACGCAGAGUCGGAUGAGAAGGCUGUGUACAGACGGAGGAGAAGAAGAGAGAGAGAGACAGACGGCACAGGAUCGGACUGUAGCGUCAGACCACAGAGUGACAGCGAGCAGAGCAACGAGCUGGACUGCGAGCUGAGGCUGUUCUCUUAGAGCCAUUAAUGAUGCUCUCAUGAGGCUCCACAGACUCCUCAUCCUGAACAGCCUGAUUAUUAUUUAUUAUUAUUAUUAUUAUUGUUUUUAAUGGACAUUUUUUCAUCAGUUUUAUAUGAAAUCACUAUAUGGUUAGUUCACUUUCUGUGUUUUGUGUACAAAUGGAAGAAUCUGAAGUAUACUUACAGUUUAAUUAUAAAAUACAGACUUGUAUAAAUUAUACAUGACACGAUAUUUAUAUAUAACUCCAGAGAAUUAAGCAACAUGAGCUCAAUUCUCAUUGGGUAGAAGGCUUCGAUUUAUUUUUAGGUAAUGGAUAAUCGAAAGCACAGAAAUUUAUGAUCUAAAACUUCCUUUAAGGAGAUGCUUUUUUUCCCCUGGAAAUGAAUUAUUAUUAUUAUUAUUAUUAUUAUUAUUAUUAUUAUUAUUAUCAACAAUUAUUAGUCUUAAAUGUCUGCUUUGCAUUGGUCAGAUUCAGAGUCGGAACACGCCACAUGUUUGUCUUAUUUAUGUAAAGAAGUUGAAAUAAAAAUACAGGAUAAGUGAGA
Molecule: messenger RNA, 1543 nt
Organism: Tachysurus fulvidraco (yellow catfish)
Lineage: Eukaryota; Metazoa; Chordata; Actinopteri; Siluriformes; Bagridae
Gene: tyw3
Product: tRNA-yW synthesizing protein 3 homolog (S. cerevisiae)
Exons: 6
Coding region: 228-995 (255 amino acids)
Biological process (GO): tRNA methylation
Cellular component (GO): cytoplasm
Molecular function (GO): tRNA methyltransferase activity
Source: RefSeq, a predicted model, not a curated record